AAUGUGGACCCAUUCGCCCCAGGCUUGCAUGCGUCCCCCAUCGUCGCGCGCUAUUUUGAUCAUGAUCAUCAGGAAUACGUGGCGCCGGAUGAAUGCGAUCGGAAAGACUCAUUCGUAGCAUCCGUCCGAGAACUCUCAACGGACCAGUCAGGAUUGCUGACAUCGAAUGUCCCUGAGAGGGCCUCCGUACACCCGGAAAUCCCGUACUGGUCCCCCAGAUCUGUCCAGGCCAUCGGUGGACGCUAACGUGAGCGACCUUUGUAGAUUCCGCUACCAUGUCAUCCUCCAUGCGCCGACCGCAAUGUUCGACCAUGCCCGCGAUAUCCCCGUGACCUAUCUGAACAAAGCCCAGGCCUACACAAUCACGAUCGUCGACUCCCGCCCGCCGGUCGCGCCCGUCCAGCCGGUCCAAUACCGGACCCGAAUCGGAAUCGCGUUCGAAGAACCCACCCACCGAUCCAAUCCAACCCUCUGCUGGCAACUGUGGCACGGCGCGCGGGGUGGGAGUGAUGCCGAGCGACGCGGCGGUCGCCCGUGCGCGGUGGAAUUGGUGGCGCUGAAAGGAGGAGGCGGGGAUACGCCUGAUCCGGCGUGGCAUCUGGAGAGUGCGUCUUUUAAUCAGUUCUGUGUUUCAUGGACGAGUGGGGGAGAGGCCUAUUCGUCGGAAUGCCAGAUUCUCGUACGAUUCCACUUUCUCUCCACAGAUUUCACUCAGUCCAAGGGGGUAAAGGGGGUUCCGGUGAGAUUAUGCGCGAAGACGGAGACGAUCUCGUUGCCCGAGGUCCCGUCGGAAGCUGAGACCGAGGCGGAGAUCUGCUAUUGCCGAGUGAAGGUCUUCCGGGAUCAUGGUGCUGAAAGAAAGCUGGCCAAUGACGUUACCCACAUCCAGAAGUCGAUUGAGCGUGUUGAGAAACAAAUCGCCCGGGCAGACUAUCACGGGGGUGGCCUCGGUAAGAAGCAGAAACGCAGGAGCGUCGCGCGCGGGACCACCCCGAGUGAUCCGACCCGGUCGAUGAGUCGCUCUCCUAGCGUGUCCACCCCGGGCGAUCUGUACAAGGUGUUGUACGAUCUGCAACAGCUCUUCUCGUCCGCCCUCUCGGUGAGCGUGUUUUCCCUGCCCGGAGAUGAGCAGGACGACCCAGAUCAGCUGGCUAGUAUCACCCUGGGGAAUCAUCCUUCAUCGCCAGCCAAUGUGACGGACGUUUGUGGCGAUGCCGACUGCGAUGGUCCGACCGACGAUGGUUUUCCUAGUCGACCGUCUCAUUCUCCCCCCCAACCCUCGGCCCAUAUCACUUCGAAACAGGGCACAUCGGCAGACCCGCCACUCGGUGAGCUUUGUCAAGUUUUACGCGCAGUCGAUGGGGGAGCUAACCAAUCCUUAGUCGCCUGUUUCUACGUCCAAAUCCAGAAGAAUAGCCGUCCGAGUGCCUACUACCAUGCGUUGUACCUGUCCCAGCGGACUGUGCGCGAGUUGGCGUUGCAGCUGGCCAAGCACGCUCGCAUCGACCCGAGAGGCAUCGCUCGCGUGGUCCAUGUCAAACGAAUCGGAUUAUCGAUCAUGGUCGAUGACGAUGUAGUCCAACACCUGCCAGAGGGCCAAGACCUGAUUGCGAGCUUCGUAGAGAUCCCCGCAGUGAACCAAGAUCUGCGUUGCCAGCCUCGAUAUGAGGUGCAAUUGACCUAUUAGCCAUGACUGGCGCCCUCGAGCCAGUCAUCUUCAUAAUGUACAGGACAAUAUCCUUCCAAGAGAACCAUAAGACAUCUCGUACAGUUCUUUGGGCAACUUUCGCUGGUACCCUGAUUUGUAAGCGCCUGGCAGAUCUUACUCCGAG
This is a messenger RNA of Aspergillus pseudonomiae, 1832 nucleotides long. Its product is annotated as putative CP2 transcription factor. The record is from RefSeq and is a predicted model, not a curated record. Gene Ontology annotation, cellular component: nucleus. Gene Ontology annotation, biological process: regulation of transcription by RNA polymerase II. Bases 167 to 1687 code for a protein of 506 amino acids. NCBI's taxonomy places the organism in Eukaryota, Fungi, Ascomycota, Eurotiomycetes, Eurotiales, Aspergillaceae. The transcript has a single exon. Gene Ontology annotation, molecular function: DNA-binding transcription activator activity, RNA polymerase II-specific; RNA polymerase II cis-regulatory region sequence-specific DNA binding.